GCGCGUUGUUUCCAUUCAACCAUGACUUACUAUUCUUCUUACGAUUCUCCUCCUCCUUCGUCUCCGGCAUCCCCCUCCAGUGCCUACAUCGACUCUUCGCCUCCUUCUUCGCCCGCAAGUAACUACUUUGAGCUUGACGGUUUUUCGUGCGCCAAUGACCCGUACGCUGGCUCAGCGAAAGCAACAAAAUCGCCGCGACUUUACGAGAAGAAACGAUCAAGACCCCUAUCACCCUCCCCCUCACCUCCAGAUACAAAGAAGCCUCGUAUCUCAGCACAAGUUGAGGAGAUCGAGAGGGAACAAGUCGCCAGCACGCGUUCAGAGGGCGAAAUUUGGAGUGACGCGGUCGCGCGUGCGAUUGACGAAGGGCACGGGCAUGUGGACCUAGAAAACCGGAGUCUUACCUGCGUUCCAUCACAAGCGAUGCUGGAACUCAACAUGCUAUACGUUCCAUCUGGUGCACAAGAGCUCCAGAUGGAAAAGAGCUAUGGAAGGUCAAAGUCCUUCAACAGAGCAAAGAGUGUUGCUACAGAACACUGGGGAUUUCCACGUGAAAACCUUCAGCUCAUGUUAGGCUGGAAUAGUCUAACAUGUUUACCGCAAGAGCUCUUCAACCUCCGGAAAUUAACAGUACUUUCAUUGAGAUUCAAUAACUUGUCAGUUCUACCCCCAGAGAUAGGGCAGCUGUCUAGUUUGAAGGUCCUUAACUUGUCUAACAACAAGUUGCUCUUUCUCCCAUCUGAGCUAAUGCAGAUGAACCUUGAGCAGCUCCAGAUAUUUCCAAAUCCCUUCCUUCCUCUACCUCGCGAUACCCUAUCACGUGCUCGCUCAUUUGUGCGGUUCAAAUCACGCCUCAGAACGCAAAGCGAAGAUCACAAACCAUAUUCGUCAAUCAUACCCAUAUUCCCCGGUUCCGUAAUACCACUCUUUGAGCUAUCCCUUCGAAGACUGCUAUCCCCUAUUUCGAAUUUGUCAGACCAGAGCCUCCUUGAGGAGAUUUAUGAGCUCCCAUUGAGCGAGGGAAAUGACGCAAAUGGCAGACGGGGAACAAAGAGGGCAUUUCAACAAACCCUUCCACCACUGGUUCGAGAUGUCCUCGAUGUCACAAAUUACGGUUCUGUUUAUGUCGAGUCUACCGAAAGUCCACCGGGUAACUCUCAAAGCUCCUCCUCACUUGCUACAGGGUCUCAGACGUUCGUUGAAUUUGAGGCGUACCUCAAAGAACGAUUACACUCCUUGACGUCUUACGAUGCAGAAUAUCAGCGGGUCACGGGGAAAGGAAUAUGCAGCUCACCCAGACACGGGGGUCACAAAUUUAUGUUUGUCGUUCCAGCAGAGGAAUGCUUCACUUGGGAACACACAGUUGCAGCAGUCCCCAACCUUGGGCAGGUGCCUAUUCGAUGGAGGGGCUGCCAGAAGGGCUGUCUCAAUUUCUUGAGUUCACAAUCUCGAGAAGAACCAGGGCCACUUGUAGUGGCACCAGCAACAAAUGGAGAUGAAGUUGAUUGUGUGGAGGACGACAUUGUACAACAUGUCCAGCUAAGCUCAGGGUUCGCUUUCGAUGGAUUCGGCGACUAA
Molecule: messenger RNA, 1578 nt
Organism: Marasmius oreades (fairy-ring Marasmius)
Lineage: Eukaryota; Fungi; Basidiomycota; Agaricomycetes; Agaricales; Marasmiaceae
Exons: 3
Coding region: 22-1578 (518 amino acids)
Molecular function (GO): protein binding
Source: RefSeq, a predicted model, not a curated record